Messenger RNA from Brassica napus (rape), 2360 nucleotides. Its product is annotated as cryptochrome-2. Gene Ontology annotation, cellular component: nucleus; cytoplasm. The record is from RefSeq and is marked provisional. Gene Ontology annotation, molecular function: DNA binding; FAD binding; blue light photoreceptor activity. Lineage: Eukaryota; Viridiplantae; Streptophyta; Magnoliopsida; Brassicales; Brassicaceae. Gene Ontology annotation, biological process: circadian regulation of gene expression; entrainment of circadian clock by photoperiod; blue light signaling pathway.
AGAUCUCAAAGUCUUUAACUUUCAUACCCAAAAUAGGAAGAAGAGGUCGGUCAUCAAAAUCACCCUUCACAACUCUGAAGCUCCUCCAAGUUCUCUCUCUCCUCACGUUCCGAAGCUGCUCAAAGAUCUGAUUAAGUUCUGGUAAAAAGUUUCAAAAUUUUGAUUUAAUUAAAACAUCUACUUCUUGAAUAUGCUCUCAUCUGUUAGAGAAGAGACUUGAUUUUUAUUUAGUUAGGUACUGAUCUUUUCAUUGAAAGGGUGUUCCUUUCUCUGUUUCUGAGGGUAAAGGGUUUAGUUGAUUUUAGCUAUAUUUGGACAGGAGUGGAGUUUAGCUGAUCAUAAGCAUGUCGACAAACAAAAAGACAAUAGUUUGGUUCAGAAGGGACCUAAGGAUUGAGGAUAACCCUGCAUUAGCAGCCGCUGCUCACGAAGGAUCUGUCUUCCCUGUUUUCAUCUGGUGUCCUGAAGAAGAAGGACAGUUUUAUCCAGGAAGGGCUUCAAGAUGGUGGAUGAAACAAUCACUUGCUCACUUGACUCAAUCCUUAAAAGCUCUUGGAUCUGAGCUCACUUUAAUCAAAACCCAUAACACCGUUUCAGCUAUCUUGGACUGUGUUCGAGCAACCGGUGCUACUAAAGUCGUCUUUAAUCACCUCUAUGAUCCUGUUUCGUUGGUUCGAGACCAUACCGUGAAGGAGAAGCUUGUGGAACGUGGGAUCUCUGUGCAAAGCUACAACGGAGAUCUAUUGUAUGAGCCGUGGGAGAUAUACUGUGAAAAGGGCAAACCUUUUACGAAUUUUAAUUCUUACUGGAAGAAAUGCUUAGACAUGCCUGUUGAAUCCGUUGUCAUUCCUCCUCCUUGGCGCUUGAUUCCUCUCACUGCAGCUGGAACGGUUUGGGCGUGUUCAAUCGAAGAGCUAGGAUUAGAAAACGAGGCGGAGAAGCCGAGCAACGCGUUGCUAACCAGAGCUUGGUCUCCAGGGUGGAGCAACGCUGACAAGAUACUAACCGAGUUCAUCGAGAAGCAGCUCAUAGACUACGCAAAGAACAGCAAGAAAGUCGUUGGCAACUCAACCUCUUUACUCUCUCCCUAUCUCCACUUCGGGGAGAUAAGCGUCAGGCGCGUGUUCCAAUGCGCCAGGAUGAAACAAAUCAUAUGGGCGAGAGACAAGAACGGCCAAGGAGUAGAAAGCGCGGUUCUUUUCCUCAGGGGGAUCGGUCUAAGAGACUACUCUCGUUACAUAUGUUUCAACUUCCCUUUCACUCACGAGCAGUCUUUGCUGAGUCAUCUCCGUUUCUUCCCUUGGGAUGCUGACGUGGAGAAGUUCAAGGCGUGGAGACAAGGCAGGACUGGGUAUCCGUUGGUGGAUGCUGGGAUGAGAGAGCUUUGGGCUACUGGAUGGAUGCAUAACAGGAUUAGAGUGAUUGUUUCGAGCUUCGCUGUGAAGUUUCUUCUUCUUCCGUGGAAGUGGGGGAUGAAGUAUUUUUGGGAUACUCUUUUGGAUGCUGAUUUGGAGUGUGACAUUAUUGGAUGGCAGUAUAUCUCUGGCAGCUUGCCUGAUGGACAUGAGCUUGAUCGCUUGGACAAUCCUGCGAUACAAGGCGCAAAGUAUGACCCGGAAGGAGAGUACAUAAGGCAAUGGCUACCCGAGCUCGCGAGGUUACCAACUGAAUGGAUCCAUCAUCCAUGGGACGCUCCAUUAACAGUACUCAAAGCCUCUGGUGUGGAACUCGGAACUAACUACGCCAAACCCAUUGUAGACAUCGACACAGCUCGUGAGCUGCUAACCAAAGCCAUAUCAAGAACUCGUGAAGCACAGAUCAUGAUCGGAGCAGCUCCUGAUGAGAUUGUAGCUGAUAGCUUCGAGGCCUUAGAGGCUGCUAAUACCGUUAAAGAACAUGGUUAUUGCCCGUCUUCUAACGACCAGCAAGUACCAUCGGAUGUUCGUUACAGUGGGUCAAAGAGAGUGAAACCCGCUGAAGAAGAAGAAGAGAGAGAGAUGAAGAAACUUAGAGGAUUCAACGAAGUUAUUAGAGAAGAAGAAGAAAGGGGUUUGUUUUCUACUGCCGAGUCUUCUUCUUCUUCGAGUGUUAGGAGUGUGUUCAUGGUUUCUCAUUCUUGCUCGCUGGUGUCAGAAGGGAAGAACUUGGAAGGUAUUCAAGAUUCUUCUGAUCAGAUUGCUACAAGUUUGGGGAAAAAUGGUUAGAAAAUGAUCAAAAUAAAGCUUUAAUGUUAUUCUCUCUGUUAUAAUAAUUACUAUAAAACCUAACAUGUAGAAGUAUGAAUGUGUGUCUCUUGACUCUUUGCUCCUUGUGAUGAUGCUCCUAUGGACAAGAUGGAAUAAGCCUAUGUUAUAUUUGCU